GGCACCAGCCUCCCGGGGCUCAUGAGCAGUGGCUAGCGGCCAGGCAGGGCUCCGACUCCCCGUGUUCCUCUCUGGAUUAGCCGCCGCUCCGGGGUUUGCCAUCGCAGAAGAGCUCGAUGGCAGGAUCUUGUGAGAUCAGCAACAUCUUCUCUAACUACAUCAGCGCCAUGUACCAACCAGAGGAGGUGCAGCCAACCUUGGACGUGCUGGGACACCUGGGGGAGGACAGCAGCCUGGGGCUUAGCCUCCCCAGCAGCCAGCCCCCAGCACAGAGCACAGACAAGCCCGAGUGGUUCAGUGAGCUCCCGUACUUCUGGACCAAGGUGCAGGUGCUAGAGUGGAUCAGCUACCACGUGGAGAAGAACAAGUACGAUGCCAGCUCCAUUGACUUCUCCUGCUGCAACAUGGACGGGCACGCGCUCUGCCACUGCACCAGGGACCAGAUGCGCCUCAUCUUUGGGCCCCUGGGGGAUGAGCUCUACGACCGCCUGCACGAGAUCACCUCUGACGAGCUGAACUGGAUCAUUGACCUGUUGGAAAAAGAGGAUGCGACUUCCCAGACCUUUCUGGACCCCAUCCCUCCGGAGCUAGGAAAUUCCUGUGCCAAGGACUCCCUGGAGGACAUGAAGCCCACAAACCCUUUCCUAUCCACAGACUUCACCUGCUUGCCUGGUGCCAUGUCCCCAGGCAGCUCUGAUGUUUCAGGGCCUGUGAUGUCCCACAGUCCCAACUCUCAGGACUCCGGUGGAAGUGACCUCGACCUCGACGCCGCAGAAGCAAAGCUCUUCCCUGACGAUGACUUCACAAGCAGCAAGAAAGGGGACAGCAAACACGGCAAGCGGAAACGGGGACGGCCCCGAAAACUCAGCAAGGAGAGCAGAGACUGCCUGGAGAACCGGAAGGGCAAGCACUCCCCAAGAGGUACCCACCUGUGGGAGUUCAUCCGGGACAUCCUGAUCCACCCCGAGCUGAAUGAGGGGCUGAUGAAGUGGGAGGACCGGCGGGAAGGGGUCUUCAAGUUCCUGCGCUCGGAAGCGGUGGCUCAGCUCUGGGGCCAGAAAAAGAAGAACAGCAGCAUGACCUACGAGAAGCUGAGCAGAGCCAUGCGAUACUACUACAAACGAGAGAUCCUGGAGAGAGUCGACGGGCGGCGGCUGGUGUACAAAUUUGGGAAGAAUUCCAGUGGCUGGAAGGAGGAGGAGGUGCUCAACAGGAACAAGGAGCUGUAGGAGUCCUGGAUGAGCCAGGGUCUGACGAGCCCCUCGGGGGGCUCCUUGGCAGGAACCUUUGCCUGCAGCUGUAUCUGGAAGCUGCUGCCCUGUGCAGUGUGUGGAACUCCGACCCUUGCAUGGGCACGCUCGUGUGUGCUGGUGACUGCCAGCACUGAGGUGUUUAGAGCCAGUAUUUGGGCUCCAGUAGGUUAUUGUAAACUGUGACUUCCCUUGCUGGUUUUGUACCUCCGAUUCGGAGCCACAGGGACUGUGCCUGUUUCAAAGCCUGAAGAGAUGCAAAGGGGAAGAGAAGUUCAAGCAGCAGCUGGUCCCACCGUGAGAGCCCAGCAGGUCUCCUGCUGUCACCUGUCUCCUGCCUGGGCAGAGGGGCAGCACCUCUGUGUCACCUGUGACUGGACAGACAUUGUCCCAGCUGCGGGGUCCUCCCUCUCCUCGUGCCGUGCCAAAGGUGCCCCUCGUCCUAUUUGCUCCACGUGGGUUGGGUGAGGCCCCCUCUGUAGCAGCUUCUCAGUGUGGCACCUGCUGAGAGAAGAUGGGAACGUUGUGGAGCUUCACCUGGCCCCAGAGAGCCCUCAGUGGGGAGAGGACAGGAUCAAGCAGGGCCAUACCUCCAGUCUGGCUACCUCUGUCUAGAAACAGGCCUUUUCCCCUAGAAGUAGCAUCUAAUUUAUGUAAGACGCCAAAAAUAGCACAGAGUGAAUGUACAGAUAUAUUUUUUCAUAAGUGAGAUGUUCCUGUGUGAGAGUGUGCAGUGUGGGGCACACAGGUGUGUGGUGGUAGGUGGUGAUGCUCAGCUGGACUGAAGUGAUGUCACGGGGCACAGACUGGUGCUGUGCCCUCCACAGAGGGGGAUGCCAGCCCAACCUGCAAGGUGCAUGUGGUUUCCUCCUUUUCAAAUGGGAACAUAACAUGAAUAAAUUUUUGGUUUGUUGGGUUUAUUUGUA
Chiroxiphia lanceolata (lance-tailed manakin) is the source of this 2176-nucleotide messenger RNA. RefSeq names its product E74 like ETS transcription factor 3 (gene ELF3). The record is from RefSeq and is a predicted model, not a curated record. Gene Ontology annotation, biological process: regulation of transcription by RNA polymerase II; cell differentiation. Lineage: Eukaryota; Metazoa; Chordata; Aves; Passeriformes; Pipridae. Gene Ontology annotation, cellular component: nucleus. The transcript has 9 exons. Gene Ontology annotation, molecular function: sequence-specific DNA binding; DNA-binding transcription factor activity, RNA polymerase II-specific. The coding region runs from base 117 to 1229 and encodes 370 amino acids.